GUGCUGCUCUUUACAUUUUUUAUUAAAAACUGGCAUCAAAUAUAUUCCAAAAAGUACUAAUUGUUUUUUUUUUUUGUGAAAAUGAAUCAUGUUUAAAGGUUAGAAAUGUGUCACUUCUACAGACGGAUGAAUUUGUGUAUCAUGUGCUAUUUGAGACACACACUGUCUGCAGCUUUAUCAAAUAUUAGUCAGAUAAGUGUGUGAAAUACUCGUAUAAACAGACUGCUGUGGUUGGGUAUUUAGAUAUUUAGUGUUUCCCAGUUGUGUUGUGAUUUGUGUUUGAAUGAAGGAUGUUGUUGAGGUCACAGUGAUGAGUGUGUGAACACAUCAGUGUUUAUUCCAGUUUCAUUGUAGCAGCAGCAAACCAAUAGAAAAGCACUGUUUGUAAUUGUGAGGAGGUUGUUUAGUGAUUUAAAGUGUGAGGGAUUCCCCCAUCAUGAGUUUAAAGCCCUUCACACUCGUUCUCCAGCAAACACACACACACACACAGAGAGAGAGAGAGAGAGAGAGACUGAGACGGACACUCAUCAUGAAGAACUGUGCAGUGUUCAGUGUAUUUGUGGCUCUUGCUCUGGCGUCUCCAGCUCCUCCGAACACACAGCGGUGUGAAUGCAGCUCUGCGGCCAGGUCUCUGCUCUCCAGACUCUCACACAUCAUGAUGAAGCAGGGGAAGAUGCAGCACAAGGAUCUGUUUGCUGGCUUUAACUGCACAGAUCUGGAGGCUCAGAUGAUUCCUCACACUCUCACAGCGUCUGUGUGUCAGCCCAGCUCCUCUGAUGAGGAAGCAUCCUGCUCCAGCCACAGGAGCUCGUCUUUCAGUGAGACGCAGUGUCUGAUGAACAUCCGAGCCGAUCUGCGCUAUUACGACAUGAUGCUGACCUCCUACAAGCCCAGCGAGACUGAUCUGAGUCCAGUGAAGACGGCCACCAAAGCCCUGAUGGAUUGUUUGGAUGAGAACUGUGAGGCCGCAGAUGGAGAGUUUCCUCAGUGGCACAUCUGGACCGGCUCGUCCUUCACUGACCGUCUGUCGCUGUGUAAAGCGCUGAAGGGCUUCCACAUCCGGGCCAUCACCCUGAACCGGGCGCUGGGGUACAUCGGCUCCGGAGAUCACAGGAAAUGACCCCAUUCAAUCCGGGGAGUCACACAUAAGCUGAAUAUUUAUGUUCAUCACUCAAUCUAUUUAUUUGUUUUAAAAGAUUAUUUAUUUCUGUGUAAAAAAUGUGAUACAUUAUUUAUUAACUAUUUAUUAAAAUAUCUGUGCGGC
Messenger RNA from Carassius auratus (goldfish), 1264 nucleotides. RefSeq names its product interleukin-12 subunit alpha-like. Bases 437 to 1120 code for a protein of 227 amino acids. NCBI's taxonomy places the organism in Eukaryota, Metazoa, Chordata, Actinopteri, Cypriniformes, Cyprinidae. The record is from RefSeq and is a predicted model, not a curated record. The transcript is spliced from 7 exons.